AGCCGACUCCCCUUCCUUAUUGCUAAGAACCAAAGAAUCCUCGCAGGCCACGCGUGCUUGGCUCGGCUUCCCAAGCGGGCGCGCCGCAGCGCAGACGCACUGGUCCCGCCUUCCCACCAAUCUCGACCCUCGACGCGUUCCGUCGGCGCGUGCGGACCGGAGUCGAGUCUACGCGAGGCCGCUCGGCUGAAAGGGGCUUCGGAGAGCCCGGCGACGGCACGGAUGGCGGAUUCGCAGCUGUUCUGCGUGGCGGAGGAGCGCAGCGGUCACUGCGCCGUGGUGGACGGAAACUUCCUCUACGUGUGGGGGGGCUACGUGUCCAUUGAAGACAAUGAAGUAUAUUUGCCUAAUGAUGAAAUUUGGACCUAUGAUAUUGACAGUGGGUUGUGGAGGAUGCACCUGAUGGAAGGAGAGCUCCCCACCUCCAUGUCAGGCAGCUGCGGCGCUUGCGUCCACGGGAAGCUGUACGUGUUCGGAGGCUAUGAUGACAAAGGAUACAGCAACCGAGUAAUGCUUGCUUUUCAUCAUGGAGCACAGCAAGAUGCGAUACGAACGUAUCGUUUCCACUCCCAGCUUUAUUUCGUUAAUUUACGAACAAGAGAUGGAACCUAUGUUUGGGAAAAAAUCACCAACUUUGAAGGACAGCCACCUACCCCUCGUGAUAAGCUUUCCUGCUGGGUGUAUAAAGACAGAUUAAUAUAUUUUGGUGGUUAUGGGUGUAGGAGACACAAUGAACUUCAAGACUGUUUUGAUGUUCAUGAUGCAUCUUGGGAAGAGCAGAUAUUCUGGGGAUGGCAUAAUGACAUCCAUGUAUUUGACACAAAGACACAGACUUGGUUUCAACCAGAAAUUAAGGGUGGAACUCCACCCCAGCCACGCGCCGCGCAUUCGUGUGCAGUUAUUGGAAAUAAGGGUUACGUCUUUGGUGGACGUGUUCUGCAAACACGGAUGAGUGACUUGCACUAUCUAAACUUAGACACCUGGACCUGGUCUGGAAGGAUUCGUGUUAAUGGAGAAAGCCCAAAACAUCGGUCAUGGCACACUUUAACACCAAUUGCUGAUGAUAAGCUUUUCCUGUUUGGAGGACUAAGUGCAGAUAAUAUUCCAUUAAGUGAUGGUUGGAUUCAUAAUGUCAUAACAAAUUGUUGGAAACAGCUCAUACAUUUACCUAACACAAGACCCAGAUUAUGGCACACAGCCUGCUUGGGAAAAGAAAAUGAAAUAAUGGUAUUUGGUGGGAGCAAAGAUGACUUACUUUCCUUGGAUACAGGUCACUGUAAUGAUUUACUGAUCUUUCAAACACAGCCUUACUCACUACUCAGGUCAUGCCUUGACUGCAUUGGUAAAAAUGCUAUCAUUUUAAAAAGUCAGAUAUCUUUGUUACCUCCUAAACUCCUACAACAAGUACUCAAAAAAAUAACAUUCUGGACUGCAGCUAAUCACCGGGAAGAACAAAGAGUUCAGAAAGAAACAGACAAGAAGUGCCAGGGGGUCAGUAGCAGCUGAAUGGAUGCACACCCCGCCUAUAGGAUACAGCAAGCCAUUCAGUCAGAUUCCACGCCCUGCUGCAAGCUUCAUUUCAGGAUAAAGUUUGAUACAGAAACGUCCUGCAAAAGUCACAUAUGGCAUGGGAUUUGUGGACAUAAGAUGCGAAUGUAGGUUCCUUUAUUUCCUUGUAAACUGCAGAGCAAAUAUCCUUACUUACAGAAACUUUCUGAAACUUAUAACAGCUCUUAAUGUUUACAGGAAGAUUAUGCAAAUUUGAGAAAAAAUUACCCUAAGGAUUUUAUAAAUAUAUAUGUGUGUAUUCAUUUUUCAGAAAAGUAUACAUUUUCUCAGAUUACUUUAAAAUUACCUAAACAUCUCCUUAAAUAGCUCAGUUAUUAAAUAACUUCUCCUUCAAUAACUAAUAAAUAUGGCCAAAAAUUACACAAUGGGCGUGGCAUUCACAUGGAACUCCUGCCCUUUUAGCACUUUUCUAGCGUCCACAGGCUGCAUCAGAGCUUUCUUUGAAUAGAAUACAUGUUUUCAAUUUUAUAUCCUUUGCCACCACUAUUAGCUAGUCCAGCUUUUAAUAUAAAGAUCAUGUUUUAUGGUAGAGAAAGUGGAGACUAAUUCAUCAUACAAAGAAUUUGGAUAAUGAGACAUGGAACAUUUAUUAACGUUUGAAAUACUUAAAAGUUUUCAUGGACCAGGUUUGGUGGAUUCACCUAUAAUCCCUGCACUUGGCAGGCUGAGGCAAGAGGAUCACCACGAGUUCAAGGCCAGCCUGGGGUCCAUAGUGAGUUCAAGGAGGCCUGAACUGCAUAGCUGCGUCUCAAAAAAAUUUUUUUUUUGCCUUAGAAAAAUAUUGCUAAUGUCAUUUUUGUAAGCACUGAAAUGGGUGGUAAUCUAUUUUGCCUUUAUUAAAAUCCCUCACUUUGGCCCAUAUUGCUCUAGAGCUGAUACUCAAGACACCAACAUGUUCAAGAUCUGGUGUCUUCUCGUUUGUUUUUAAUGUCACCAUCUGUUCAGAAGUGGAGCACUGUAUAGUCCCCCAAAUGGUACUUCCACCAUAAUUGAGACAUUUUUCUUUGUAUUAUGACACUCAUGCCCUGCCAUUGACUAACUGGUUGUAAUUACUAAUUUUAUACAGUGUAUAAAAUUACUGGCAGCUGGGCUAAGUCCAUGCAAGUUUUGUCAAAUUAAAAUGUUAGAGAAGUGUUUCUGUAGCCUGUGGUCUUUGGUUAGAGAGAUUUUUAUCCAGAUACACUGUAUUGUGGAUGUGCAAAGCCAUUUAUGGAAUUUUCUGGAAUAUUUUGUGCACGUUUUAUUUAUUGUACAGAGCGUUACUUUUUCGGUGUUGUCAUUAGAUUGUGCAAAAACAA
Cavia porcellus (domestic guinea pig) is the source of this 2867-nucleotide messenger RNA. RefSeq names its product kelch domain containing 1 (gene Klhdc1). Gene Ontology annotation, molecular function: protein binding. The record is from RefSeq and is a predicted model, not a curated record. Lineage: Eukaryota; Metazoa; Chordata; Mammalia; Rodentia; Caviidae. The coding region runs from base 223 to 1506 and encodes 427 amino acids. The transcript has 13 exons.